CUUCUUCUUUUUUUGUGGCAGCUGCGAAAAACCACCGCUACUCCGACGCCAGCGAAGCGCAGGGUGCAGGCCUUCAUGCCAGGGAUGGGUAAGAAAACUCGCCUCACGGGUGGAACAGUCGGUCGGAGAACGAUCCUUCAGCUUUCACCCCCCGGGCUACGCAGUGGGAAUGUCGGGGAGAGGGAGGAAGCAGCCUCGGGAUCUGAUGAUGAGCAGGAGGGCGACGGACACAGAUUCACGAGAGAGAACCGCACAAUCAUGAAGCUGCCCGCAGCGAAGGCCACAGAGGGCUUGUCCCUGCUCGGAACCUACGAGGACAGUGAUGAUGAGGACGAUGCUGGAGACUCUCUACGCUCGAAUGCAAAUUCUCAACACAACCAGUCAGCUGACAUCGACAGUACACUGGCCAAUUUCAUGGCUGAAAUUGAUGCAAUCACCACUCAGCCAAGUUCAGAGGAGGCAGCAUCUCAUCCCUCAGUCCCGACUAACAUCCCUCCCAAACCCGAGGCUGAUACUCAGCAGCCCUCUGCCGGUGACGGACAGAAUCAAAGCACAGCUUUUGAGUACAAUACUCAGUAUUCACUAGCUGGAGUGGAUGUGGAGAUGGGAGACUGGCAGGAGGUGUGGGAGGAGAACCCUGGUUGCCAUUACUACUGGAACACUGUGACCAACGAGGUGUCCUGGGAGCUACCACACUAUCUCGCUGAUCAGGUGCAAAGCCUGGGGCAGCAUGCCAACAGCUCUAGUGUUAAUGGCAACGGUCCAGCCCAUGGAGCUUAUUAUACAGAGAAAGAGAAAUCUGCAUCUGCUGCAGUUCCGACAGCAGCGAAAGAGAACAAAGUGAAGGAGGUAAUCGAGAGUGUUGUAGGACUCACAAGUGAAGAGGAGGAGCGUCAUGGAGUAGCUGCGUCUCUGCUUGGUCCACUGAUCCCCUCUGAAGUAAAAGAAGCAGAAGAGAAAUGGAGAAAAAGACUGAUUAAAGGUUUAGAUGACACAGAGAACAGUGUGGAUUCUGAUGGCGAGGGUGUACGUCCAGCAGGAUCCCCAGCUAUCCCCCCGUGCGAAUCAGACUCUGUUCCCACUCCCCAUAAAGACACUUGUGCCAAGAAGCAGUCGAGAGACAACUCUGAUGCUGAGGAGGAGACAGAGGAAGACACAAUGGAUCUGGAACUGGCUCUGGAGAGGAAAAAGGCUGAGCUGCGGGCACUGGAGGAGGGUGAUGGGAGCACCGGGGCUUCCAGUCCCUGUUCUGAGACGAGCCAAGAAGCCUCUGGAACUCGUGGUAUUCCACUGAAGAAAAACCGGUGGAAGACUGCCUUCCCCUCUGCUUCCAGCCCUGACUCUAACAGCAGAGGCUCAGACCAGCAGGACAACACAGAGACCACACUUCCUAAAGUCCUGGAGAAUGUUGCAGAAGAAGAGGAAGAAGAAGAGGAGGAGGAAGAAGAAGAAGAGGGAGAAGAAGAAGAAGAAAAAAAGGAAACCGACGAUUCUGAAGACAAAGCGGUUUCAAAACCUCUGGUAAAAGAAGAAUCAGAAACCCCUGAGCUCAAAGUGGAAACGCCUGAGCUCAAGUUUCAGAUUGGAGAGCUGGCAAACACCUUAACCAGCAAGAUGGAGUUCCUGGGGAUAAACAAAAAAGCAAUCUCUAACUUCCAGUUGCUUCUUCUACAAACAGAGACACGAAUUGCUGACUGGAGGGAGGGCGCUCUGAAUGGUGUCUAUCUUCGCCGCAGGCUGCAGGAAGCUGCUGAACACAUAAAAUUUUACGAACUUAACGCCGCCCCUAAAGGCUGGUCCUGCCACUGGGACAGAGAACACAGGCGGUAUUUCUAUGUGAAGGACCGGACCGGUGCCUCCCAGUGGGAUUUCCCUUCAGAGGAGGACAAGGAAGAGGACCUGAAAGGCAGCGAAGGAGCGGAGACACAGACUUCCAGCCAAGGAGAUACAAAAACAGUGUCUGCACCUACUGGUGGGAUCACAGGAUCUACUUUUGCUGUUGCCCCACCAGCCCCCCCUCAGCCCAGUGCAUUCUGGUCCCCAUCCCAACCUCCUCCUCCCGACAGCCCCCCGCCUCCACCUUCCAACUACCCCCCACCUCCGCCUCUCCCCCCAGGCUCGCCUCCUCCACCGCCUCCUCCUCCUGACAGUGAUGGGGAGAUCAUGGAGGUGGAGAUGGAGAUGGAUGAUGACAAUGACGGGGAGCCUCCAGCCCCUGGAACUGAGGAGGACGGCAGUGGGAGGCCUCCUUUACCUCCAGGCGCUUCUAGCAUGAAGAUCGUGGAGUCACCGGGCCCCUUGGUGAAGGGUCAGAAACGUAAGGCUGGUCAGCUGAAUAAAGCCAUUAUAGGCAGCAGUCCCAUUCUCUACACUCAGCCUGCUGCCACUGCAGCUCCUCUUAUCUCAGCAACGGCCUACUGGGGCAUGUCGGCUGUCGCAGUCGCUGCCCCCUUGGCGCCUUGUGAACCUCCGCUCCCACCAGUCCCAGCCUUACCUCCUCUACCGCCUCUGCCACCAUCGCAGCCACCUUUGGAGCCUCCUGCGGCCAAAGAUCUGCCCUCAGACAAGAGCAAGAAAGUCAAAAAGGAUAAGUCGAAGAAGAGUAAGACCAAAAUGCCUUCUCUGGUGAAGAAAUGGCAGAGCAUCCAAAAAGAGUUGGACGAGGAAGAGAAAAGCAGCUCCAGUGACGAGGAUAGAGACCAGAUGAACAAAAAGAACAUAGAGGACUGGAGGCAGGCGCAGCUCCAGACAGGAAAAGCGUCAAAGAACGCCAACUUCGAGGCCCUUCCUGACGACUGGCGGCAGCGACUGAAGAAACGGAAGUUGAAUAGCACGUAACAUCUGGCCUCGGUUAUACACCACCCAUCUAAAAAUUUUAUUUUCCAAAUCCACUCCUACUGGCCCCACAAGGUCGUCCUCCCCUGGUUAACGUUUUGCUCAGUGGUCUGUGGACUUUUUUUCUACCACUGUUCUUGUUCACAUGGAGACUGUACAUCUUUGUACAUGGAGACAUUUAAAGGCUCUAACACGGCCAUGUUGUUUUUUGGUUGUUUUUGUAGCUACGUUUGUGCCAAAUGUCUUGAGUUCAUUACUUUAUUGAAGACUUCAACAACUAGAUGACCACCACAGUUUAAAAUGGAGGGAUUGUGUAUUUUAUUGAGCAUUUUUACAACUGUGUACAUAAGCUGUAUUAUGGGUCAAGCUGUGUUUUAUUUUUAUUUUUUUUGAAGAAAAGUGAAUGUCACUGAACUUGUAUAUUUUGUAAAAAGUUAUUAAACGUUUUUUUUCCAAA
Molecule: messenger RNA, 3292 nt
Organism: Hippoglossus stenolepis (Pacific halibut)
Lineage: Eukaryota; Metazoa; Chordata; Actinopteri; Pleuronectiformes; Pleuronectidae
Gene: fnbp4
Product: formin binding protein 4
Exons: 17
Coding region: 76-2838 (920 amino acids)
Molecular function (GO): protein binding
Source: RefSeq, a predicted model, not a curated record